Protopolystoma xenopodis is the source of this 234-nucleotide messenger RNA. The record is from the annotation of a GenBank genome assembly. NCBI's taxonomy places the organism in Eukaryota, Metazoa, Platyhelminthes, Monogenea, Polystomatidea, Polystomatidae.
AUGUUGAAUCCUUUGGAGGAGUAUCCAAAAAUUCAAAAAAGGAUAUAUCCGUUUGAAGAUGCGCAUCGCGUAUUUGAACACACUAAGUCAAACUUCGCCAAAUCGACAGUAUUGGCGCAUCCAGAUUCUGAUGCUGAUCUUCACUUCGUGAUCAAAGCCUCCGACCGGCCGUGGGUGGUGCAUUCUAACAGGUUGCUGACGGAGCUCCUCAGCCUCUUAAUUUCUACUCUUUAA